This is a messenger RNA of Wyeomyia smithii (pitcher-plant mosquito), 1290 nucleotides long. RefSeq lists its product as uncharacterized. The record is from RefSeq and is a predicted model, not a curated record. The transcript is spliced from 3 exons. NCBI's taxonomy places the organism in Eukaryota, Metazoa, Arthropoda, Insecta, Diptera, Culicidae. Bases 247 to 1290 code for a protein of 347 amino acids.
CAACUGCAAUGGCGAGCCUAGCGCUAGCUCAUCCGAUCGAUAGAUAAAAACUUACAAAAACAGAACGAAAUGCAAACACUCUCGGUUCAGUGCACGAUAGAUUCCAUUUCUGCUGCAUUUCAACCACUCUGUUACGCUUUUGAUUAUUCAGUGUGCGAAGUAAACGGUGUCCCCUACGUUUCAGCAAUCGAUUCCAGGUUAAUAAUGAUCUAUAUUGAGAAUUAGUUGUUUUUGUUUCUUUUGAAGAUGAACAGCACCAUGGGAGACAGUGAAAAAAAUGACUCGGCGGACGAUUUUAGAUAUCUAGAUUCCGACAGUUUUUUCAUCGAAGCCCCUGAUGAAGAGAUCGGAGAUGCGGAAGAUCUUUUGUGCAAAUCUUUGGGCGUGGAUGACCGAGCUGAUGAUUCGUUGAAUGAAGCAAAAGGUGUGAAUGCAGUAAGGAAUGGAAUCUCUCGCUGCGUGCCACUUUUUUCAAGCGCAAGUUCGUUGGAGAAACUUCCGGAGGACAGUUUGCGUCAGAAGUGUUGCAUGGAGGUCGUUUUUGAAGAAAAGAAUGGCCAUCUAGUUCUAACUUGGUCAAACACCGAACCGACAUUCGAAGACCUGGGGAAAUUUGUGUACCUUCAAAAUCAAGCGAACCGAAGACGUAUCGAUAUUGACAAAGUGGGCAGCAAGCAGCUGAUCAGCUGGUGUUUUAAGGACAAGGACAUUCGUGUGCAUGUUCAUAUCUACUCGACAGCAGUUUCGUCUAAACAGCUGUGGGAGUUAGUUGAAAAGCAGUUGAUACGACACCAGGACUGUGAUAGAGCAGGAGCCCCUAACAAUCAAUCCUUAACAGCUCUGGCGAAUCAGCUGCGGGACAUAUAUGGUACGCACUUAACCGGACAUGCAAGUUCCUGGAAAAUCUGGGCCAACUACAUACAUUCUACUCCUGCACAUGAACGUGAACGUCGGAAGAAUGAAUUGCCCCCUCAAUCAAUCAUCAAGUUUUUCCGCUCUGUCCCCAUUUCGGAAGCGGUUCAACUCGAAAGCACUCGGAUUGGCCUGACGGUUGCCUCAACAAUCAAUCAAGGAUAUUCAUCGGACUUAGCGAUUCUGGAAGAUGAGGUGAACGAAAUGAUCGCCUUGGGAGAACGCAUUAAGCACAGGCUUGGAGCGAUUCGAGCCAGGUGUUUCAUAAACUCCGGCAUUGUCACCGCAUUGCAGGAUUCUGUGCGGCCAGCAGAGGACAACAUAAGUCGGUUUCUAGCAGAGAAUGUGACGGAUAUGAAUGAUGUAGAUCAUUUGUGA